Molecule: messenger RNA, 2616 nt
Organism: Brenthis ino (lesser marbled fritillary)
Lineage: Eukaryota; Metazoa; Arthropoda; Insecta; Lepidoptera; Nymphalidae
Source: the annotation of a GenBank genome assembly
AUGAACAUAUCGCAAACUUUGUGUGUAACGAACCAUGAAUCGCAUGAGGGCUGCAUUUCAUGGAUUCCAGAUUCCGACAAUGUAUUUGUGAUAGAUCCGAUCUCCUGUGAUAUUCCGCCUAAUGAGUCCAGAAUGUUCACUAUUAGAUUCAGACCUAAAGUAGACAAUGAGGUGUUUGGUUAUUUGUUGUGCGGAGAUUAUCAAUUCAAAACUUAUGAUGAUAAAACCGAACAAGUAAAGAUGAAGCAUACUUGGUACAGAAUCCCAUGUAUCGGUAAUACUUGGUUACCUUGCACUGAAUGGACUACGGAGUGGGAUUGUCCAAAUGAGGUGGUUCUACCUCCUACAGUUCCAACUAGGACAACUUUUACAAAUUUUUUGCUGUCCAAUAAAUUGGAUAUACCAAUGCAUUUUAAGCUUGAAGCGCCGUAUCAAACGAAUUUUGUUGUGAUGCCUAUGUGUGGUAUCGUGCAAGGGCGUGGAUGGCAAAUAGUAACUGUUGCGUUGGAACCAAAAUCUUAUGGAGAAUAUUGCGAAAAUUGGGACCUAAUAAUUAAUAAAACUCAAAAGGCCCGUAUAUGCCUAACCGGCAGUGCAGAGGUCAGUCAGGUAGAGAUGAUGUCACACGGAUACAACCCGGACACGCACGCUAUGUACGAGUUCCCACCAACUAUCACAGGAUGCACUAAUUACUGCACCGCGUACCUACAUAACUUGACUAGGAUGGAGAUACAGGUGUUAAGCAACGUGUCUUGGUUGGGCGCCGAUAGCUCUGGGUCUAUAGUAUUGCCCCCAAAGGAAAUAGUCAAAUAUCACUGGUGGUUCUUCCCCAAACAACACAACAAAGUGUACGAAACUACAGUCGUUUGUUCCUGCAUUUGUUUAAUCAAUGGAAAACCAGUUGGACAGCCUACAGAAUUAUUCAUUCAAAUUACCGGAUUUUCGGAAUUACCCAACCUAAGAGUUUUACCAAAAACAUUGAAUAUACACGACACAGUAGUAGGAGAGAACGCUACAUUCACAGUUACUCUCUAUAACUACGGCUCAUGCUAUUUUACUUCUAAAUUAUAUCACGUAACUAACGGCAUGGGAGACGAUUUUAGCGGCGAUAAACUUGAAAUUGAGUCUACAGUUAAGAAAUACAGCCGAUUAAUAAAACUAUUUUCAUCGUCUGGUAUGAUGGGAUUUACCCUACAAUUAAGAUUCAAUAAGAAUUUACAGGACUGUCGUCCCAAUUCCCCUAUGAACGUUAAUUUAUACGCCCCAGAUCUCUGUGUUCGGCCGAAGGAAGUAGAAUUUAUUUUUGUACUCGGCUGCGUUUAUUCAGUGCCUGUCCCGUUUAGUUUUCGUAGAGAAAAGAUAUGUGAAUGCGAAAUGGUUGAGGUCCAAGUCGGUAUAUCUACAUAUGAAAUGAGACACACUUGCGUUCACAGAUAUUUGAUUGAUUUGUACCCCAUGAAUGGUAUCGUUGCUCCAGAUAAUCCGGUUUUGUUACACAUAAAAUUCAAAUAUUAUUUAGAAGGACAUAACGCUCUUUGCUUUGUCAUGACGAUGCCUAAUCAAAGGACAUUGAAGAUAUUCUUUAAUAUUCAUGCAUGUAUAAAUUCUAAAGGCAUUUUGACUCCUUUAAGAAGAAACGUAGGGGUGGAUGAUUAUUUAACAGUAUUGGACUGUGGCAGAGUGCCGAUUAAUAAUUUGGAUCCAGUAAUACGGAUUGUAUGGCUCUACAAUCCCACUGAGGUGUUUACAACAUGGCGUCUUCUGCGCGGACACACAGUCGCCUCUGAAACGGUGAUACGAUGCUUGCAAUACUUUGCUGAAGUCGCGCCUAUGGAUAAAUUAGCAAUACCAUUUGCUUUUAUGCCGACGGAGAUGAUUAAUUAUGAGGUACAUCUAUCAAAGGAACAUUUGACUCUACCAAUUAUGCCAACACAUUCGCUUUCAAGAGAAAUAAUAGCCAUAAACAAUGAUACGGAUCAUGUCUUAAGAUUUAUUUGGCUCCCAACAACGAUAGCUUGUGAAAUAUUAGAUCUGACCGAACGCAAGAGAUAUCAAAAGAACGAACUGCUGCGAAGGAGGAAGACUGAGAAAUGUAACCAAGAAUUCAUUAUUACUGAGGAAGGACUGUCUCACCCAAAUAUAAACGAUUGCCCGCCAUUUGUUUUGGAUUUGAAGAAGCCACAGCCGUCAUACAUCGCUAUGUCAGUAUCAGUAUCGUCCAAGGGUCAAAGAGACGGAUAUCCUAGAAUGUUAUUAAAGCAAAUGUGGGAACAGCCUCCGCAGUAUGACUUGUUGUCAUCAGAAGGCGGUAACCACCACUCAACUCGCCCACAAGGUUCCACUGGAAAUAGCAUGACAAUGCAGGAAGUCGUUAAAAUUAUCGAUGGAAUAUUAUGGGAUGCUUUACAUAGCAAGAUGUUUAAAACACACAUUCAGUUUUAUGCGAAAGAAGAUAUACCCACAUACGAUCAUUUGGUCAAAGUAAUUGAAAGUGAUUCACGGCCUAAAUUAAGCAAGCGGGUGACAUCGGGAAUUUGUGACGCUAUAGUAAACAAAGCAAUGUUCCACGUAUAUAACCUAAACCCUAAGUGUGACGUCACAAUUUUAGAAGCAGAA